GGGAGCUGGUGGAGGUGGCCUGGCCAACCGGGCUGCAGGGUGCACAACCUGGUGGGGUGUGUAGGCCGGGCAUUCAGGGCUCAGCCCCAGUUGGAAAUUGGUCUAGGUGACCUUGAAAUCCCUUCCAGUCUGAGGUCUUUGACAGGGACCCAAGGUUCUGAUUAUCAGACUCAGUGGCCCCUUGGGCUCCCGGCCCUGGGCAAUUCUCAGCCCUCGAGAUGGCCCAGCUGAGAGUCCCUGUGUCCCUGUCCCACUUCCACAUCCCACCACGCAGGACCGCUUGGUAAACUUCCCCUUCUCUACUUUCCAUUACAAAGGUUUGAGGGGUUUGUUUUUUUUUUAACCAUCUGAAUAUUAAAUUAUCACAAAGUUUGAGGCCCCCAACCUCCCUUGGGUUCAGUAAUUCACUAGAAGGACUCAUAGAAUCCACUGAAGUGGAUACACUCACAGGUACCGUUUAUUACAGCAAAGGAUGCAGGCUUAAGUCUGCAGAGGGACCAGGCACAAGCUUCCCCUUGUCCUCUCCCUGUGGGGUCAUGUGGACAGUCCUUAAUUCUCCCAGAAUGACGUGUGACGAGACGUGGGAAGUACUGCCAACUUGGGAAGCUCUACGAGCCCCGGUGUCCAGAGGUUUUAUCAGGGCUCAAUCACAUAGACCCAGCUGACCACCCGCAUGGCUGACCUCAGUCUCAGCCCCUCCAGAGGCUACGCCGAUAGUGCGGCCCAAGGCCCCACCAUACAUCACAUUGUCAGCUAGACCAUCCAGCAUGGCUCAAGGCCCAGAAGAGAGCCCAGCAAGCUGGAGGAGGCUGAAGAGAGAGGCUUCCUGCUGGUCAUCUGGGUCCAGAAUGCCUGGAGAUCUCUGCUCAGCCCUGGUGCCCAGCAGCCCUGACAAGGAUGACCAGCUGAUCUGUGUGAACGAGAACGGCGGCUGUGAGCAGUACUGCAGUGACCACACGGGCACCAAGCGCUCCUGUCGGUGCCACGAGGGGUACUCUCUGCUGGCAGACGGGGUGUCCUGCACACCCACAGUUGAAUAUCCAUGUGGAAAAAUACCUAUUCUAGAAAAAAGAAAUGCCAGCAAACCCCAAGGCCGAAUUGUGGGGGGCAAGGUGUGCCCCAAAGGGGAGUGUCCAUGGCAGGUCCUGUUGUUGGUGAAUGGAGCUCAGUUGUGUGGGGGGACCCUGAUCAACACCAUCUGGGUGGUCUCCGCGGCCCACUGUUUCGACAAAAUCAAGAACUGGAGGAACCUGAUCGCGGUGCUGGGCGAGCACGACCUCAGCGAGCACGACGGGGAUGAGCAGAGCCGGCGGGUGGCGCAGGUCAUCAUCCCCAGCACGUACGUCCCGGGCACCACCAACCACGACAUCGCGCUGCUCCGCCUGCACCAGCCCGUGGUCCUCACUGACCAUGUGGUGCCCCUCUGCCUGCCCGAACGGACGUUCUCUGAGAGGACGCUGGCCUUCGUGCGCUUCUCAUUGGUCAGCGGCUGGGGCCAGCUGCUGGACCGUGGCGCCACGGCCCUGGAGCUCAUGGUCCUCAACGUGCCCCGGCUGAUGACCCAGGACUGCCUGCAGCAGUCACGGAAGGUGGGAGACUCCCCAAAUAUCACGGAGUACAUGUUCUGUGCCGGCUACUCGGAUGGCAGCAAGGACUCCUGCAAGGGGGACAGUGGAGGCCCACAUGCCACCCACUACCGGGGCACGUGGUACCUGACGGGCAUCGUCAGCUGGGGCCAGGGCUGCGCAACCGUGGGCCACUUUGGGGUGUACACCAGGGUCUCCCAGUACAUCGAGUGGCUGCAAAAGCUCAUGCGCUCAGAGCCACGCCCAGGAGUCCUCCUGCGAGCCCCAUUUCCCUAGCCCAGCAGCCCUGGCCUGUGGAGAGAAAGCCAAGGCUGCGUCGAACUGUCCUGGCACCAAAUCCCAUAUAUUCUUCUGCAGUUAAUGGGGUAGAGGAGGGCAUGGGAGGGAGGGAGAGGUGGGGAGGGAGACAGAGACAGAAACAGAGAGAGACAGAGACAGAGAGAGACUGAGGGAGAGACUCUGAGGACAUGGAGAGAGACUCAAAGAGACUCCAAGAUUCAAAGAGACUAAUAGAGACACAGAGAUGGAAUAGAAAAGAUGAGAGGCAGAGGCAGACAGGCGCUGGACAGAGGGGCAGGGGAGUGCCAAGGUUGUCCUGGAGGCAGACAGCCCAGCUGAGCCUCCUUACCUCCCUUCAGCCAAGCCCACCUGCACGUGAUCUGCUGGCCUCAGGCUGCUGCUCUGCCUUCAUUGCUGGAGACAGUAGAGGCAUGAACACACAUGGAUGCACACACACACACGCCAAUGCACACACACAGAGAUAUGCACACACACGGAUGCACACACAGAUGGUCACACAGAGAUACGCAAACACACCGAUGCACACGCACAUAGAGAUAUGCACACACAGAUGCACACACAGAUAUACACAUGGAUGCACGCACAUGCCAAUGCACGCACACAUCAGUGCACACGGAUGCACAGAGAUAUGCACACACCGAUGUGCGCACACACAGAUAUGCACACACAUGGAUGAGCACACACACACCAAUGCGCACACACACCGAUGUACACACACAGAUGCACACACAGAUGCACACACACCGAUGCUGACUCCAUGUGUGCUGUCCUCUGAAGGCGGUUGUUUAGCUCUCACUUUUCUGGUUCUUAUCCAUUAUCAUCUUCACUUCAGACAAUUCAGAAGCAUCACCAUGCAUGGUGGCGAAUGCCCCCAAACUCUCCCCCAAAUGUAUUUCUCCCUUCGCUGGGUGCCGGGCUGCACAGACUAUUCCCCACCUGCUUCCCAGCUUCACAAUAAACGGCUGCGUCUCCUCCGCACACCUGUGGUGCCUGCCACCCACUGGGUUGCCCAUGAUUCAUUUUUGGAGCCCCCGGUGCUCAUCCUCUGAGAUGCUCUUUUCUUUCACAAUUUUCAACAUCACUGAAAUGAACCCUCACAUGGAAGCUAUUUUUUAAAAACAAAAGCUGUUUGAUAGAUGUUUGAGGCUGUAGCUCCCAGGAUCCUGUGGAAUUGGAUGUUCUCUCCCUGCCACAGCCCUUGUCAAUGAUAUUUCACAGAGACCCUGGGAGCACCUGCUCAAGAGUCAGGGACACACGCAUCACUAAAUGCAAGUUCCCAGGCCCUGGCUGCAGUGGGAGGACCUGGCAAGCUGCACUCUUGCUGAGUCCCCAGGGUGGUGGAAGAAGAAUGAGAAACACAUGAACAGAGAAAUGGGGAGGUGACAAACAGUGCCCCCACUCAGACUCCGGCAAGCACGGCUCAGAGAGUGGACUCGAUGCCAUCCCUGCAGGGCCGUCCUGGGCACCACUGGCACUCACAGCAGCAAGGUGGGCACCAUUGGCACUCACAGCAGCAAGGCAGGCACCAGCAACCCACCUCGGGGGCACUCAGGCAUCAUCUACUUCAGAGCAGACAGGGUCUAUGAACUACAGCCGUGGGCUGCUUCCAAGGCACCCUGCUCUUGUAAAUAAAGUUUUAUGGGAACACACCCA
This is a messenger RNA of Homo sapiens (human), 3539 nucleotides long. RefSeq names its product coagulation factor VII (gene F7). The record is from RefSeq and is a predicted model, not a curated record. Gene Ontology annotation, cellular component: endoplasmic reticulum lumen; Golgi lumen; vesicle. NCBI's taxonomy places the organism in Eukaryota, Metazoa, Chordata, Mammalia, Primates, Hominidae. Gene Ontology annotation, molecular function: signaling receptor binding; endopeptidase activity; calcium ion binding. The coding region runs from base 768 to 1862 and encodes 364 amino acids. Gene Ontology annotation, biological process: positive regulation of TOR signaling; proteolysis; response to nutrient levels. The transcript has 6 exons.